This is a messenger RNA of Hypomesus transpacificus, 2941 nucleotides long. RefSeq names its product TATA box binding protein (TBP)-associated factor, RNA polymerase I, A (gene taf1a). NCBI's taxonomy places the organism in Eukaryota, Metazoa, Chordata, Actinopteri, Osmeriformes, Osmeridae. The record is from RefSeq and is a predicted model, not a curated record. Bases 570 to 2144 code for a protein of 524 amino acids. Gene Ontology annotation, cellular component: RNA polymerase I transcription regulator complex. The transcript has 11 exons. Gene Ontology annotation, biological process: transcription by RNA polymerase I.
CACCCUACUUGCCUCGGGGAGAAUGUCCCUGUAAUUACUGUAAGUCGCUCUGGAUAAGAGCGUCUGUUAAAUGACUAAAUGUAAAUGUACUACUAAUAGCCUUUGAUUGAUGUAGGAAAAGGAAAUCUAUUUUGCAGAUAUUAAUAGCUUAGAUUUAUUUCUACUUGGAUAACUACAAGAAGAAGUUACUUGUCCAGACAUAGAAUGUACUUGUCCUGGACAAGCAGUAAAGCCCUGGCAUUUAAAACACGGUUAUUGGUUGUCCUUUAAAUCACAACAGACCGUCAGGGAGGCCAUGGAGCCCUAUCCAUUAACAGAUACCUUUGAACUGUGCACGUGGCACAGGCAACAAACUGGUAAGAGUUUCUCUGAGAAAAUACAGGAUUAAACAAACUCAAGACACUGUAUUGCUAUCUUGAAUUUGCAUAUCUAUCUGGCCUUCUGGGGAUUAAGAUUGCGACACAUGCACUUUCAACCCUAUAAAUUGGGUAAUAAUUUACAAAUAAACCAUUGCACACGUCAAAUCUUUGGACAUGAGACAAAUUCGUUACAGUAGACCUUAAGUAAGUAUGGUGACCAAAAGCGAUACUAGGCCUACCAGCAAGCAGAAACAAUUCAAUUUAUUAACAACAUUUGGUUAUGACGAGACCUGUGAUCCAACGUCCAUAAUUUCCAAUCCAAGCGUGAGACCUACAUACAGAAUCAGAUUUUUACACAUGGACAGCGUUGGCAGAUUGAGACUCAAGAUUAUGGACGACCUAACGACAGAAGUGAUUGUGCCAGAGGGUGAAUAUGAAUCCCCAGAUGAAGAACACGUGAAGAAAUCACAAGGCAAGACAUCAAACUUUCCUCUGGCGCCUCCUGUAUUCAAAGAGACACCUAAAGAAAGUGGUUUUCACAAGACCAUAAGGACAUGUCUGCAAAAGAUCAGGGAGGCCAUGCUGCACCAUCGGUGGCUUGAGGCAUCACAAUUCAUGUCUAGCUAUUGUCAGACACUAGAGGACACAACCGCAACCAUGCCACAACUUCAAUCUGAGAUGAUAUGGAAGAUGGGCACCGAGAUUUUACACCACAAUCCCAAUUCCAAGAUAGAAGACUACAAUAGCUUCUACGAGCGUAUGAAAAACUCUGGAGUGAAGCAGUACCUGGUGGUCUGUCUGGAACAUGCCUUCCACUUUCUGGUAAAGGGACAUUUUGAGGAGGCCAAACGUCAGCUGUCUAUUGCAGAGAGCUGGAGGUAUGGCAGGAAAUCUGCAGGCCAGUCCCAGAGAAUUAAACUGAUCCAGGCGUACAAAGGCUUCCUGGAUUACUUAAUCUGGUGUAAUAAGAAAGCCACGCUCUCCAUUAUGGAUGAUCCGGAUGCAGGUGCCAUCCAAGAGAUGCACAGCUACUUCCGUCAGUCCUCUGUCAACCUUAAAGAGGUCAUGAAGACACCCGGUGUCUGGGAUCCUUUUCUUCUGAGUUAUGUUGAUAUGCAAGAAUUCUACAACGAUCAUGAUGGUGCCCUGAAGGUUCUGAACAACUAUUCCUACGACAACGGUUUCCCCCCCAAUCCGAAUGCACAUGUGUAUCUCUAUCAGUACCUGAAGAAGCAUGAAGCCCCUCCAAAAGAACAGAUUCAAGUGUUGAAGAUAUUGCAUGCUCUGGUUCCGAGUCAUGCCUUGAUGUUGGAAUAUUGUUCUCUACUCCUGCAGUCAGGAAAGCAGAGUAACUUUGGGAAGGCUCUGGGUGUUUGCCUGGAUCUCCUGGACUAUGCCUGCUGGAGGAACAGCUUGGAUGUUUGGAGCCAAGUGAAGAACAUCCUCUUGAGGCUGAGGACCAGUGAAGGAUGGUCGGAGAUUGUUGAAGAGCUGAUGGUGAAAAGAAAAGACUGGUGGCCUGCUCUACAUUUUACACACUCCAGUUCAAGCAAGGAGAACGGAGAACUCGAGGAAAUUAAAAUCUUUGUGGCAGAAGUCCUUUGCCCAUCUGCGUCAAUGUAUAGCUACCAGGUGAAGAGACAGUCCAGAGGUGAAUCACUUUGCAAGACCAAGAAGACUAAGCGAAAGAGAAAUUAUGUGACCUCGAGAAAAUGCCGGGAAAACCUCAAGAGAAAGCGUGAACAGACAUCAAGAGGAAGACAGCACAAAGAUCAAUGUGUUUGACCAAGUCUUUAAUACUCAGGAACAACUUUUUACAUGGACCGUUGAAUUAGUAAUAAUUUGGAUAAUGUUAUAAUUUUACUAUGUUACUAGCAGAGAUGCAGCAAACCAAAAAUUAGUGUUCUGAGGCCUUUGCUGUUGCUUCUGUGACACACUAGUGUCCUCCAGGGGGGGCUCAUGCUGUGGCUGUGUUGUGUUCUAAAGCUUACCGCUUCUCAAUGUUUAAAAGGAACAACUGUGUUCUAUGGGAAAAUACUACCUCACUGGGUCUUGAUGUUUGACUUGAAAGUGGAUACUGCACAGAUUAACUCAAACUGGGCUCCGUUUGGAAUCAGUAUGCAAUGAUUUGACUCCCCUCCUGGUUUGACCUCAUGCCUCAACCAACAAGAACUGUCCUGUAGUCUGCUGUCUCCAUGUGCUCACAUGAGUGACAUCUCCUUGUUUGGGAUAUGAGUACAGUACCAGUGUUGGGGAGGGCGGAUGGGGUGCUGUCUCCACCUCUUCUCAUCACACGCACAGACGUCUGAUUCCUGUAACGCCCUCCCCUAUCCCCAGUCAUUCGAUGCUGGGUAACACAGCUCAGUUUCACAGGCCGCCACUCCAGUGGGACUGGUCUGCUAGCUUCAUCAUGAGGACACUCAGCUAAAUUGUUGGAACCAUGAGAUGGAUGCUGGUGCUUCUGAACCUCACUGCUUCUUGACCUGCACUGUCAGGGCAAUGGCACACUUUGUCAGGGACUGUUUACAUUGCUGUUGUGAAGGAGUUUGAGUGGUUGACAAAUAAAGCAAUUUUCACUAAUA